AUGGCGGACUCCAAUGACCGUCUUAAAGUUGAUGAGCCAAUAAGCAGUAGAUGGCCUAAUGCUCCAGCGGAGGGGGGACCGGUGGGUAUUCAACAAGCGCAGACGAACAGUACCUUACCAGUAGUCAGUACAGCACAAGUGGCCCCUAUUAGCGUGUCACCAUCGGUGUACGCGGCAAACACUCCGUUGGAAAACGGUAAAGAAGUCUCUCGUGCUGAUAUUGAUCUCGCUAAACGUCAUCUUAUGGUGUAA
Messenger RNA from Perkinsus marinus ATCC 50983, 252 nucleotides. RefSeq lists its product as hypothetical. The coding region runs from base 1 to 252 and encodes 83 amino acids. Lineage: Eukaryota; Perkinsozoa; Perkinsida; Perkinsidae. The transcript has 3 exons. The record is from RefSeq and is a predicted model, not a curated record.